AUGGCCGAACCAAACCUCGAACCUCGCGAAGAUGCUAGCGGAACAGUAGGCAUUGGACAAGGACCCCAGGUCGUCAGCACCUCGGAUACCCUGGAUGUCAUUGCUGGACCGCUCCUCAACUACCGGCGCACCAGCAAUCAGCAGACUGGCCAGCCGGUCUGGCAUGGCAGCGUCUUGAUAGUCACCACCCCAGGACAGCAGAGCCCACAGCUCGUCCUGUCUCCUGCCGGCGCUGUCAAUGCGACCAUCGGCAACAACGCAAGAUUCACCGUAGACGCCCGUACUUUCCACGGCGAGAAGCUGUACGAGGACCCGAACAAGGCCUUUUGGCGGUUCAUCAUCGAGGCACCCAUGCAGCAGUUUGAGUCGCGAUGGAGCUACGACAUCCAGAAUCUCGUCUACGUGGACCGUGCCAAGUUGCAGAAGCCGCAGAACUUCGUCAUACCCUCCAUCACCCAGUCGAUGCGCAUCAUGUUCCACUCCUGCAAUGGCUUCAGUGUCGGCACCGAUGUAGACGCUUGGUCUGGUCCGGCACUCUGGAACGAUGUCCUUCGCAUGCACGAGCAGCGCCCCUUCCAUGUCAUGAUAGGAGGAGGUGACCAAAUCUACAACGAUGGUGUGCGCGUGGACGGCCCGCUCAAGCCGUGGACGGACAUCCACAAUCCGCAUAAGCGACGCGAAUACCCGUUUGGCGAGCAAAUGCGCGCAGACUGCGACGAGUACUACUUCAACAACUAUGUCCGCUGGUACGGUCACAAGCCUUUUUCUACCGCCAACCGUCAGAUCCCCCAGGUCAACAUUUGGGAUGAUCAUGACAUCAUCGAUGGAUUUGGUUCCUAUACUGAUCAUUUCAUGAAAUGCGCCGUCUUCAGGGGUAUCGGUGGUGUUGCCCAUAAAUACUACCUCCUGUUCCAACACCACCUCGCACCCCCAAAGAGCACAUUCACCACUGAUGCGCCGCAGACCACUCAGGCGGCAGCCGAUGGUUCCGCGCCGGCGGAUCAUGUGCAAUUGAGGAAUACGUUUGUCAUGACCGACGAUGUAGGCGACCCAUCCUACCUCAUUGGAGCCAAGCCUGGCCCCUAUGUUGAGGAACGCAGUCGUAGCAUCUACUGCCAACUGGGUGCGCGCAUUGCAUUUGCAGGUCUCGACGCGAGAACCGAGCGCACCAGACAUCAGAUCAACUACCCCGAGACAUACAAGAUGCUGUUUGAUCGUCUCGACAAGGAGUUCUCCGCCAACACCGAACUAAAGCACUUGGUUCUAUUGCUGGGUGUCCCAAUCGCCUACCCACGCCUCAUCUGGCUCGAGAAUAUCUUGCAGUCUCCCCUUAUUGCGCCCAUCAAAUUUCUGAACAAGCGCUUCGGAUUCGCAGGUGGCUUCUUCAACCAAUUCGACGGCAAAGUGGAUUUGCUCGACGACCUGGACGACCACUACACGGCACGGCAACACAAGACGGAGCGCAGAGAGCUCAUCCAAAUGCUCCAAAACUUCUCCAAGAAGUACUCGGCCCGCGUCACCAUCCUCGGCGGAGACGUCCACCUCGCCGCCAUCGGCCGCUUCUACUCCAACCCCAAGCUGCAAAUUCCAGCAGAGCAGGACUGGCGCUACAUGCCCAACAUUGUCAGCUCAGCCAUCACCAACAAGCCGCCGCCCCAGGCCGUGGCCAACCUACUCGCCCGCAGAAACAAAAUCCACCACCUCGACCACGACACAGACGAAACCCUACUCGAAAUCUUCGACCGCGACCCCGGUCCACCAGGCACCCACGGUAACUACGGCCAGCCCAACGGCACCGCCCACGCAAACGGCAACGGCACCACCACCACCACCACCGAUACCACGGACAAGAAAAUCGACAAGAAAACCUCAGACGCAAACCACGCCACAAUGCCCUCCCGCAACUACGCCAUCAUCUGUGAAUCCGCCCUCCCACCCUCCUCCACCCUCUCCGCCCCUACCCCCACCCCCGGCACAGCCCCCUCCAUCACAACAACCACAAACGACGCCGCAUCCACCCUCUCCGCGCCCCCCUCGCGCAAAGACAAUCCCCGCCUCCCCAUACACGCAGGUGAGAAACAAGCAGGCACGCGACAUCCAGCCGCCAAUGGGAUUACGAGUUCCGGGCUGUGUGGGCCGCAUGGUCUCGAUGUUACGCUGCGGGUUGAGAUUUCUAAUUCUGAUGCUGGGGGUGGGACGGAUGGGUAUGGGUUUUGUAUUCCGGGGUUGCAGAGUGCGGGGUUUGUGGAGCAGGGGGGGAGGUGGUGA
Molecule: messenger RNA, 2268 nt
Organism: Plenodomus lingam JN3
Lineage: Eukaryota; Fungi; Ascomycota; Dothideomycetes; Pleosporales; Leptosphaeriaceae
Cellular component (GO): membrane
Source: RefSeq, a predicted model, not a curated record